Messenger RNA from Ostertagia ostertagi, 3147 nucleotides. The record is from the annotation of a GenBank genome assembly. Lineage: Eukaryota; Metazoa; Nematoda; Chromadorea; Rhabditida; Trichostrongylidae.
CUGAAACUGGACAAAUGCGGUGUGUGUGACGGGGACGGCUCCAAAUGCAAAACAAUCGAAGGGUCUUUCGAUGAGCGAAAUCUCUCGCCUGGAUACCACGAUGUCAUGCGAAUUCCGCCUAUGAAGAACUCGUCGACCAACUAUUUCUUGAACGGGAACUCUAUGAUUCAAGUGGAAAGGGAUGUCGAACUAAACGGUGUCCACUUCGAAUACGAUGAUGGAAAGCCGGAGAAAAUUACUGCUAAGGGACCGCUGGAGGAGUGCCCGCUGAUUUUCCGCAAAACAAGAGAAGUCGUCGUGUCUGUGCUGAUCCGUAAAGGAAACAGAGACGUUUCGGUCAAGUACGAGUUUUCCGUCCCAAUUGUUGAUGAGGUUGACUACAUGUACAAGCCUGGAGAAUGGUCGGCAUGUUCUGUCACUUGUGGAAAAGGUCAACAAACAAGGACACCAUAUUGCAUAGAAACCAAGACGCAAGCUCGAGUUGAUGAUCAACUCUGUGAUGACGCCAACUCAACGAAGCCGGAGUUCGAGAAGCCAUGCGAAACUGUAGACUGCGAAGCUGAAUGGUUCGAAGGCGAGUGGGAACCGUGUUCUCAAACUUGCGGUGAUAAGGGCGAGCAGUAUCGCGUAGUGUACUGCCAUCAGAUCUUCGCGAAUGGCCGACGAAUCACCGUCGAGGACGGAAACUGUACUUCCGAGCGACCAGCGGUGCGACAAGUGUGCAAUAGGUUUGCCUGUCCUGAAUGGCAAGCAGGGCCAUGGUCGGCUUGUUCUGAAAAGUGUGGAGAUGCAUUCCAAUAUCGUUCGGUCACGUGUCGAUCAGAGAAAGAGGGCGAAGAAGGCAAACUGCUGCCGGCUGAUGCAUGCAGUUCCGAAAACACCUUGGAAUCUCAACGAAGUUGCAAUCUUGGACCAUGCACUGGCCUUAAAUUCUUCACAACGGACUGGAAACUGUGCUCAAAGUGCAAUGAUACUGAGGAGACACGUGAGGUGACCUGCAAAGACACCCAAGGGCGUGCGUAUCCUCUAGAAAAGUGUCUGACAGAUGAUGAGAAGGAAAUACCACCAGACACCAGGUGGUCGACGAAGCAUUGUGUCAAGGUGAAAAGCCUGAAGGGAAAGACCAACUGUACCAAUGAAGAGAAGUGUACCGGCACAUGGUACAGUAGUCCGUGGUCACCGUGUAGUGUAGAGUGCGGAGGAGGAACUCAAGAACGUGUGGCAGUCUGCCUCAAUUAUGACAAGAAGCCGGUUCCGGAGUGGUGUGAUGAAGCCGAAAUGCCUACCCUAAACCAGGAGUGCAACACCGAUGAAUGCCCAUCAUGCUUCGAUUCCGAAUUCGGAUGCUGUCCUGAUAAUUCCACCUUCGCCACCGGAGAUUUCAAUCAGGGAUGUUCGAACUGCAGUCUCAGCGAAUUCGGAUGCUGUGCCGACAACUACACUGAAGCCACAGGUAAGGGCGGAAGAGGAUGCGAAGAGUUCGUUGAGUCGCCCUUGAACCUCGAGGAAGCCGGAGAAGGAUCUGGAGAAGAGGUAAGUCAUGUGCAGAAAUCUUCCGUAAUCACCAUGAGGUUACGGUGGGCAGAGACAUCACUUCACGCAUCCAUGGUAGCGGAUUCCAUUUUUUUAACGCAGAUGUUUGCGGUGAAAAGCGGCGAAUGUCAGGUGAAGAGCGAGAAUGGCGAAACGGCAACGGUGGACUGUGCUGCAGCAAAUGCUACGACAACAGAUUUCGACGGCCUUUUCGGUAAUGGUACCGAUGGAAACGGCACAAUGCAUUGCUCGAAAUCCGAGUUCGGUUGUUGUCCUGAUUGGUUCACUCCUGCCGAAGGACCGAAUAAUGCCGGAUGUCCAGAAUUCGUACUCGGUCCUCAUUCCCUUGCGAAUUGUCUGAACAUGGAUGUUGCGCAGAUGGUGAAACGAGCUGCACUUGGAGCAAAUGGCACCGGAUGUGGAGAGAACUGUCUGACGACGAAGUACGGCUGCUGCCCAGAUGGUAAGGGUACUGCAAAAGGACACCAUAAUGAAGGAUGUGGAUGCGUAUAUGCGCAGUAUGGAUGUUGUCCUGAUGGAAAAACCUCUGCGAAGGGAGCUGGAUUUUACGGAUGUCCUGACAGCUGUGCACAGAGUCAAUUUGGUUGCUGUCCUGAUGGUAGACGCGCUGCCGAGCGUCCCAUAAAAGGCUGCCCGGUACAAACACUCAUAUGGAUGCUGCCCGACCCGAGCAAACACAGCCUCGGACCAAGAAAUGAUGGCUGCGAUGACUGUAGAUAUGCUAAAUACGGCUGUUGCCCGGAUGGCGAAAGCAAAGCGAUAGGCCCUGACUACGCUGGCUGCCCAUCAACCACAUUAGCUCCCUUCCUACUUGGUGGUACUGUUGCACCAUCGAAAAUAUCGUCAUGUGCACUGCCACAGGAUCAAGGAACAGUUUGCUCGUCUGGGUACAAACUGGUCUGGUACUACGAUACGGCCGAGGGACGUUGUUCCCAGUUUUGGUACGGAGGAUGUGAUGGUAACGACAAUCGCUUUGCCACGAAAGAGCAGUGUGAGACAAUCUGCGUAGAACCACCCGGCAUAGGUGAGCCAUUUUUGCAGUGGUUUCCACUGAUUGGUUGCUUGACGAAAAACGCUGGUAGAGCGUAUACUACUUUCUGUAAAGACGUUGGACCAUUCGCGACGACAGCAGCACCAGCUCCUCAACCACCUCAACCGCCACAAAUGCCACAGGUUGUUGCCCAUCCCAUUCCUGAUGAGCGACCGACCCCAGGACAGAGAUACGAUGAUCGCCCGCGGCAGCCUAUGCAAACGAUGGAAGAAGUGUGUCGAUCUACACAAGACUCUGGCCCCUGCCAGGAUUACUCAGAUCAAUUUUACUACGACGCCUAUAAAGGAACCUGCGAGACGUUCAUUUAUGGUGGCUGUGGGGGAAACCUCAAUCGUUUCCGUACUGAGGAAGAAUGUAUGCAACGCUGUGGUUUCCUAAAUCCAACGGCCAGCCCCCCUCAUCGAGGGCAUGAAGAUCCGAGUCAUCGAGCACAACCACAACAACCGGAAUCCGAUUCACCUCAGCAACCGCAACCGACGUAUCCGGACCAACGUCAGCAGGGACCAGUGCGACCACCACCGCCAGUCGUGCCACAGCAGCCA